AUGCGCAAGCUGGGCGCGACUUGGUGGAAGAGUGACCAGGCUCUUGCCGUUGCUGAGCUCUUUGGGGCGAAGGAAAAGAAGCAUUUGCAAGACCCAGUCAUCAUCGCCGGAUGGCCCGCGAACGGCGGUGUCUGGGUGCUUACGAAACCUCGAAUAGAAGCGAUCAAGAUGGGGACGGGGAUUAUCAAGCUGGCGAAGGAUAUGGAAGAGCGGUGUCGUUUGAUCAAAGAAUUUGGUGGUACUUUCUACGAAGACGCAAAGAAAUGUCCUGAUCUAGAUCUUGCUUGA
Molecule: messenger RNA, 288 nt
Organism: Colletotrichum siamense
Lineage: Eukaryota; Fungi; Ascomycota; Sordariomycetes; Glomerellales; Glomerellaceae
Exons: 1
Coding region: 1-288 (95 amino acids)
Source: RefSeq, a predicted model, not a curated record